This is a messenger RNA of Porites evermanni, 1042 nucleotides long. NCBI's taxonomy places the organism in Eukaryota, Metazoa, Cnidaria, Anthozoa, Scleractinia, Poritidae. The record is from the annotation of a GenBank genome assembly.
AUGGCCCAGAUUUUUGAUGAUCAUGGUACAGACGGAAUCCUGUUGGUUGACUGCAACAUCCAAAUUACUUGCCCUGAAAUGUCCAUAUCAUCAACACGUCAAUGACACCUAGGAGAAGUCAUUGGAUCCCAGGAGUACAAAGACCAAUAAUGUAUUGGAAAAGUUCAGGGAUGGAGGGAAAGCAUCGAGUUGCUGGCUGAGAUCGUAAAGAGUCAACCCCAUGCCGCCUACGCAAAGGGCGACAAAUCGAAAUUUGCAUAUUUUAUGCAUAAAAUUGACUCAUUUAAAGACUAGGUGGAACCAACUGAUGAAGCGAUCAACGGUAUUUUACUUCCAGUUCAUUUUGGUCAGAAGAAACCGCUCCCUGAUGAGUUGCAAGAACUCUUCACAAGGAGGUCUGGGUAUACCAGACCUGAAAGCUGAAGCCUCACAGCAAUACGUUGCCUCAAAGUUAAUAACAGCACUGUGUAGCAGCUAGACUUUCUAAGGUCAACACUGCAGGCCAGAGACAAGGGUGCAAGGGUGGCUCAACUCCGUUGCCCUUGAAGAGCAGGACCUGUGGUGUAAGAAGAAGGGUUUUGUUUCACAAAGACAUGAUGGCAUCCAGAACCUUCUCACAUCUUUGCUCAGCAAAGUCUGCAAGGAUGUCGAGGUAGAGCCCCACCUCCUACCGAUGGACAUUGACGUAUUCAACCUAAGCUCCGCGGUCUCAAGUCCUGAGGCUAGACAGGACAUAAAGGCAGGAAGUUUCUGGUCACGAGGAGAAACAUAAUUAUUCCAUGUAUGUUAUGCAUCUGAACUCAACGUGUAAGCCGAACAAAUCCAAAGAAUCCAUCUUCGUGGAGCAAAGAGAAGAAAGGGAAGUACCAACAAAAAGUCAUGGUCGUGGGAAUGGGAUCUUUCCUCCUCCCCCCUCCCCCCCGUGGUUUUUGGUACAAACGGAGGAAUGGGGAAAAAAAUGCAAACUUCUUCUGAGCAACCUAGCGGACAAACUUUCCCGAAACAACGGCGAGUCGUAUGCCAGUGCCAUAUCUUGGCUUGA